CAACAUGCUGCACAGCUUGAUCUGCUGCAAUGAGGCCAACUACGUGCUUCUGUCUCGGUAUUUCCAGCCCGAACUGACCCUGGAAGCUCGCAGGACGUACGAGUCCCAACUGGCACAAAUUUGCAAGCAGGUCCCGAACCUCUGGGGCGAUCGACAUGGCAAGAAAGACGCGGAUCCAACACAGAGUCAACUGGUUGUGUGCGAAACUCAGUUCGUGGUCGUUCGCCAGAUCGGGGAGCUCCGAUUGAUGCUCUCGGGCAACGAGGAGUAUGACGAACUCAUCUUGGACGAGAUCAUGACGGUGCUGCAAGCGGUGUUGACGACUCAAUUGGACAAGAAACUCACCGAGGCCAGUCUGUUGGCGAAUUACGCCAAGGUGGUCGUGGCAUUGGAUGAGAUGGUGCAACAGGGUCACCUAGAGAACGCGGACGAGACUAGCAUUGACCAGAUGAUCAAACUGAAGCCGUACCCGUCAAAGUAGACAAUAAUCAAUCAUACACGCAUGCUCCGUU
Messenger RNA from Phytophthora nicotianae INRA-310, 512 nucleotides. RefSeq lists its product as hypothetical. Bases 5 to 481 code for a protein of 158 amino acids. The transcript is spliced from 2 exons. NCBI's taxonomy places the organism in Eukaryota, Oomycota, Peronosporomycetes, Peronosporales, Peronosporaceae. The record is from RefSeq and is a predicted model, not a curated record. Gene Ontology annotation, biological process: intracellular protein transport; intra-Golgi vesicle-mediated transport; retrograde vesicle-mediated transport, Golgi to endoplasmic reticulum. Gene Ontology annotation, cellular component: COPI vesicle coat.